UUGUACGUAUGGAAAUGGUUCCAACUCACUGCAAGUUCUCCAAGUUCUUCAGUCAGUUCCUGGUAACCAAGGCAUGUGUGCCUAUGUAGAAAUAGGAACGUUAAAACCCGCCAAUUUCUGCCAAAAAUAAUCUGAGCAAGAAUAAAAAGUGAUAAUUUAUCUCCUCACAAAAAAUGGGGCGCACCAGGAAAAAACCAAAACGGGCAACUUGCAAAAUCUGCAAAAAAAGUAUUGCAACAAAGCAUAGUUUAAUAUAUCACAUUCGUUCCUUUCACACGGGAAUCAAGCCACAUAAAUGUUCACACUGUGGGAAAGCAUUCGUCACACCGACGCAACUGAGGAGGCACAAGUUGCUUAUCCAUUCAAAAACCCCGCCAUCUUUUGUUUGCAAAGAGUGCGGAAAAAGUUGCAAACUCGAAUUCAAUUUGAAACGGCAUAUUAAAAAAAUACAUCUCUUAAUAAAAAAUCCUAUCGUUCCAUGCUACUUUUGCAAGACGGGAUUUCGCAGCAGCAACAGCUUUAAUUACCACCUUCUCAAGCACACUCGAGAACUCCCGUACAGUUGCCCCAUCUGCCGGGAAGGCUUCCGGGCUGAGCAGUAUUACAAACUUCACUUGAAAGAUGUCGACGGGAAAGAGUACGUUUGCCCGAAAUGUCCACCAAAUGAGGAGAAAUUUUGCGGAAUGCGACGACUCCAGUCUCACCUAAGGUUAAAGGCAAUUCACGAACCACCUAAACCCCCUCGGAAACCCAAGGUUCCAGGCUGGCAACAAAUUAAAUUUCCACUCUGUCAAAAGCCUAAAAUGCAAAAAACCAAGGCGCCACCCAAGAUCAAGGCGAAACCAUUCAAUUAUCAGACUGCGAAGACUGUCCCAUGCUAUUUUUGUCACGAAAAGCAUUCCAAAUCUAAAAUUACCUCCCACAUGCGGACACACACCCUGGAAAAAUUAUACUACUGCAAAAUCUGCCUGAACAAGUCGCCAAAAUCAAAAUACGCGUCACAAUAUUAUUUACGAAAGUACAAACUGUAUCAACACAUCAGACGCCAUUUGAACGAGCGUCCAUGCAAAUGCAACGUUUGUCCGAAAUGGUUCAUAACCAUUUCCAAUUUAAAAACGCAUGAACGCUGUCGUCACCAAAUGCAUAAAAGGAGCGGAACAGUUUGUGAGAGGUGUGACGUGCUUAUUUUAAAUAAACACUUUCCCGCUCAUUUCGCAAUGCAUAAAAUGGAAGAACCCUACUCGUGUGCGUGUUGUUACAAAACGUUUAAAACGAAGAACGAUAUGAAAAUCCAUAGAGUCGAAGAUCAUGAAAAUCAAGAGGGAAUCAUUUGUCCCGUACAAUGUCGCGAAUUUAUCAAACCCUCCGAAUUUGAGGCCCAUUUGGCAUCUCAUGAUCCAAAACCAUUCACCUGCUAUUUCUGUGCUGCAACGUUUAUAACCUCCGGAAACUUGCGGAACCACAUUCACCUCCACUUUUUAGAGAGACCGCUUCCCUGUUCAACCUGCAGCGCGGAAUUUGUAACCAAGCGAUCCCUAGAGAAACACGUAACUCGGACUCACCCUUUCCAAGGACGGGUUAAGCAUCCUUGCAACAUUUGUCGUAAAACGUUUUUGUCCGUCGAUUCCUUAACUACACAUUUGGCGAAGGGUCACGCCCCAAAGAAAAUCUGGAAUUGUAUCCAAUGUGAAAAAGGGUUUAGCAACAAUACCCAACUGAGGAUCCAUCUAAUUCAGCACGCCGGCAAAAAACCGUUGUCCUGCUAUUUCUGCGGAAAAGGGUUAAUUCAGCAGCGAAACUUGGAAGCUCACUUAACCAAACAUACGACCGAGGUGCCUUUUCAGUGUGAAAAAUGUGGAGCAAGGUGCCAUUGGAAAAUAUCGCUACAAAGGCAUGAAAAAGAAUUUUGUCCUAAUUGAGGACAUUCGAUAAAUAAGUAUUCCUUUAAUUUAAUUUUCAUUUUCGAUAGCAAAAUUUUAAUUUAGAAUUGUAUUUUAUUUCGUAUUUUUCUGUUAUUUAAUUUCAUCUUAAAAGGGAGUCAUGAAAUGUGCAUUCGAAACAUUUUGACGAAUUACGAAGUAAAAGAAGUUGUGUGACUUAAUUUGUGUGGGAACACAUGUUCGUAAAUAAAUUGUUUGAAAUACACA
This is a messenger RNA of Folsomia candida, 2147 nucleotides long. Its product is annotated as zinc finger protein 808. Gene Ontology annotation, biological process: regulation of transcription by RNA polymerase II. The transcript has 5 exons. The record is from RefSeq and is a predicted model, not a curated record. Lineage: Eukaryota; Metazoa; Arthropoda; Collembola; Entomobryomorpha; Isotomidae. Gene Ontology annotation, molecular function: RNA polymerase II transcription regulatory region sequence-specific DNA binding; DNA-binding transcription factor activity, RNA polymerase II-specific. Gene Ontology annotation, cellular component: nucleus. Bases 174 to 1919 code for a protein of 581 amino acids.